Molecule: messenger RNA, 1490 nt
Organism: Cuscuta europaea
Lineage: Eukaryota; Viridiplantae; Streptophyta; Magnoliopsida; Solanales; Convolvulaceae
Source: the annotation of a GenBank genome assembly
AAGCCUAAUCCAAGUGUCGAACUAUUCCACUAAUCCACUCACCUGCGGCCUACUGAAGUUCUUAUGCGAAGAUUGAAGAACGAAGGUCGAAGAGGAGCCUGGCAGCUUGCGACGAGCCGACGAAGACGCUGUGAACUGCGAACACCAGCUGACCUGCGGCCACCAGCCGCGCUGCCGGACGCCGUCGCCCACUCGGCCGUGUUUUCUCUCCGGCUCUCCGCUCUACCUGUAGCUCCUGAGCUCCAGCCUCUAGGUGACCAGGUGAUACAAGUGCCCCUCUGUUCUACUUCAAGUUCUAACCUUAUCAAACCUUCUCCAGCAAAAAUACAAUUAUUAGAUUUAUUUUAGUGUAAAUAUCUGGAACCCCAAAAGGGUGAAUGUUUUAGAGUUUAGACAGUUCUGCACGCUACUGAACACUCUGCGAUGGGAAAAGCUAAGAAGUCCCCCAAAUUCGCCGUUGUGAAGAAGAUAAUCUCUCAGAAAACGAUAAAACAGUAUAAAGAAGAUGUGUUGAACCCAAAUAAGAAAGAUUUGAGUAAGAAGAAGCUUCCACCUAAUGUGCCUUAUAUUUCUUCUGCCCUUUUCUUCGAGUAUAACACUGCAUUGGGGCCCCCAUAUAGAGUGCUGGUGGAUACCAACUUCAUCAAUUUCUCCAUUCAAAAUAAAUUGGAUUUGGAGAAAGGGAUGAUGGAUUGUUUGUUUGCCAAAUGCACUCCUUGUAUUACGGACUGUGUGAUGGCUGAGCUUGAGAAGCUAGGUCAAAAAUACCGUGUUGCCCUCAGAAUUGCUAAGGACCCUCGGUUUGAAAGGCUUCCUUGUAUUCAUAAAGGGACUUAUGCUGAUGACUGUCUUGUUGAGAGGGUUACUCAGCACAAGUGUUAUAUUGUCGCAACAUGUGAUCGAGAUUUGAAGCGGAGGAUCCGCAAGAUCCCGGGAGUACCAAUUAUGUAUAUCACUCAACGCAAGUAUUCCAUAGAAAGGAUGCCUGAAGCAACAAUUGGUGGAGCUCCGAGAAUGUGAUGGGAAUGAUAUCUGAACUUGAUUGAGGCAAUAUAGCUCCAUCUCUUGAACUUGAUAAAGCCCUUAUUGUAGCAUUUUUGGUAGUGCCUUUUGUCUCAACAGCUUUGUAUGAACUUGAAUCGGCUUUAGUGUAAUUGGGCACAAUGUCAUGUGUUGUUGGAGAUGGUUACCUUCCUUGUGGAUUUGUUAUAAAAUUUUAAAAUGGUGUUACUGAAAGUAUUAAUGUGGUAGUGUUGUUGCAACUCCCCCGCAAUUGACCUGUUCUAACAGGACACCAAUUCACGAAAUAUCUACUAGGAAAAUUACUGUUACCCGAGAUUGGGUUAUGAUAGUUACUACUAGUCGACCAUGUCUUUUAAAAGUCAAUUAGUUACUGCCUUGAUUACUAUUCUCUUGUGAUGCCAUGUAAUGGCCAAAUUUAACAAGUCUAGCAAACACGUUUCAUUCUGGAUUAUAACUUACGGUUCUGC